Messenger RNA from Microdochium trichocladiopsis, 1542 nucleotides. RefSeq lists its product as uncharacterized. Gene Ontology annotation, molecular function: oxidoreductase activity. Gene Ontology annotation, cellular component: endoplasmic reticulum. The coding region runs from base 381 to 1337 and encodes 318 amino acids. NCBI's taxonomy places the organism in Eukaryota, Fungi, Ascomycota, Sordariomycetes, Xylariales, Microdochiaceae. The record is from RefSeq and is a predicted model, not a curated record. The transcript has a single exon.
AUUCACUUGUUUCCAAGCGACGUCUCCGUUGAACCUCUUCUAGCUGCGACCAUCACAUUGUUUUCUUGCUGCGUUCUUGCCAGAGUGGUCUUGUCGUGUGACGGCUUCCCCUCACAGGCCUAGGAUGCAAUGAAACGCAGACGGGUACAUAACCCGGCUCGACCCAGCCACUGCAUACGACCGCUUAUCUAAAGCCCGCAAGAUGGCGUUACUGUGGAUUACCGUGGGCGCAACUCUUCAGCCCAUGUUCAGAGAGAGCCCACACAGGGUCCGCCUCCAAGAGCAAGAUUCGCCCGAGUACACCUCGUUCUUAUCCCCAGGACGACCAAGAUUAACUAAGUGGAGACAACUACAAGGCAAGGACGUAUCCUCGCUGAACCAUGUCGGCUAUACUCGCUCUGCCAUGUGCUGUGGGGUUCGCAGUCAUCGUCGCUUUCAUCUAUCGCAGUCUGCGCUUCCUCUCGUUCCACUUGUGGACCUCGAAACGCCCUCUCAAGCAAUACCAGGACCCAAGUAAGGAGUCCUCCUGGGCUUUCAUUACCGGGUCCUCGGCAGGCAUUGGAUACGGCUUCGCUCAUGCCUUGAUCCUUGCCGGCUUCAAUGUCAUAAUCCACUCGCACCGCCUCGAUGAACUCCAAAGUGCUGCGGAAUCGCUCAAGGCACUACGACCAGGUGCCAAGGUCGAGAUCAUCCACCUCGAUGCCAUGGGCUUUGAUGCAGAAGAACUGGCCAGAUCCAUGCAGAGGCCCUCGAAGCUUCCCAUCUCGAUCCUGGUCAACAACGUCGGCGGGCUGACGCCGCGCUUCCAAGAGAUAGCCGCAUACACAGCGCACGACAUGGACAUGAUGCUCGAUCUCAACGUCCGCUUCACGACACACGUCACCCAGCUGCUGAUGCCCGUGCUGCUGAGCCAGCCGCGGGCCGUGGUCAUCAACCUCAGCUCUGGCGCUCGGCUGGGCUUGCCACUCCUGCCCUUGUACAGCUCUGCCAAGGCAUACGUCGACACGCUCAGCCACUGUAUCGACAGAGAGGCGCGCAUCAUGGGCCACAACAUUCGGAGCAUCAGUAUUGCGCCCGGGGACGUCAUCAGCCAGGCCAAUCAUUUUGGUCCCUUUCCUGCUCUGACCCCGACGGCCCAGGAGUACGCUCGCAACGCUGUUCGGAAGAUGGACGCCGCAAUAUCUCGAGGCAUGCUGAGGAUGCACCCGGACUGGACCCACGAGCUGCAGGAUGGCAUCGCGGCGAUGCUGCCAGAGUCUCUGCUGACGCGUGCCAUGGCAGGCACCGUUCUGUCUAAGCAAGCUCGACACGAGGAAUACCUUGCCAAGUCUCGCUAAGGGGUCUGGCCACUGGUUUGAAACUCUGGGCCAUCGGCAUAGAGUCCGAGUGCUGUGGUUUGCCGGGAAGAAAAGAGGGUGGGAUGCGGGUGUUCUGGUGGGCGGGUGGUACUGGCGAAGUGGAGGGCUCGGUGAUGCCGUGCAACUUUUGGCCCUGGAGCUGUGCCGCAGGUCAUUGCACAAGGGCAGCCUGUCUCUAAGUUCA